GACGUCAUCAGAACAGCAUCCCUCACGUCAUUGGCUGUGAGAGUCAUGCCAAAGUCACGUGACCGUAAAUCUAAUCAGGCAGCAUGGUGAGCAGAUCGCGCCAUCACCUGACCGCCGCCACGCUGCCGCCCCGCCCCGCUUUGCUGUGUUGUUGUUGUCUCCUCCACAUUGUCUCCUCCACCGGACCGUCACCCCCCCGUCUGUGGAGUCUCCCCCGGCCGUCGACAUGUCCUCGCUGCCGAAGCCCUUCUCGGUCUGUGAGGGCCCCUGUGAGACCUGCGCUGCCCGGAGACAAGGCCUGAGCUCGGCUCUGUGUCAGCGGCUCCAGCCCCCGCUGAUGACUGCCGCCUCCUCCUCCUCCUCCUCCGCCGCCGGGUUGGUCUCGUUGAGGGAGCACCGGAGGUUGUGCGAGGGUAGGAGGAACCUGGCGGCGGCUGCGAUCGGAGGGAGGAAAAUCACUCAUCCCGGAAAGGCUAUCCUUGCAGGUGGCAUAGCAGGAGCAAUAGAGAUCUGCAUCACCUUCCCCACAGAGUAUGUGAAGACCCAGCUGCAGCUGGACGAGCGAGCCAACCCCCCACGAUACAGAGGGAUCGGGGACUGUGUCAGGCUGACUGUGCAGGAUCACGGGCUCAGAGGGCUGUACCGCGGCCUCAGCUCCCUGCUUUAUGGCUCCAUACCCAAAUCUGCAGUCAGAUUCGGCACGUUUGAAAUGCUCAGUAAUCCGAUGCGAGAUCACACGGGUCGGCUCGACAACAAACGCAGCCUCCUGUGCGGUUUGGGAGCCGGGAUAGCGGAGGCUGUGCUGAUCGUCUGCCCCAUGGAGACCCUGAAGGUGAAGCUCAUUCAUGACCAGUGUUCCCUCCGACCUCGCUACCGAGGCUUCUUCCAUGGAGUCAGCGAGAUUAUCAGGGAACAGGGUUUGAGGGGAACAUAUCAAGGCUUGACACCCACUGUGCUUAAACAAGGAACCAACCAGGCCAUCCGAUUCUAUGUCAUGAACGCUUUGAGGAACUGGUACAAUGGUGACGAACCUCGACGAGAAAUGCACCCGAUCGUCACGGCCAUGUUUGGAGCCACAGCAGGAGCAGCCAGCGUCUUUGGAAACACGCCUCUAGACGUCGUCAAGACCAGGAUGCAGGGUUUGGAUGCCUAUCGUUACAAAAACACGCUGGACUGUGCCUUCCAAAUCUUGAAGCACGAGGGGCCGCAGGCGUUCUACAAAGGCACGGUUCCCAGGCUGGGCCGCGUGUGCCUGGACGUGGCCAUAGUCUUUGUCAUUUACGAGGAGGUGGUCAAACUGCUCAACGGCGUGUGGAAAACGCAGUGAAUGUGACGAGGGGGUCCGGGAGGAAGCGCGGACCGGCGCCUCUUGCUACGCACAACGCAAACACCUCUGUUCCAGUUCCGUUUGGCUGUCUGGAUUCUCCUGGGCAGAUGAUGCGCCAUCCUGGCCAGUGUCCACGCCGUUUGUCAACAUAUUUGGUUACCUAGAUUCACUCUACACACAGCAAUGGAGAGGAAAGUGUCGUUGUAUACUGAAGGACAGCAAGGCGCCACUGAGUGAAGUAGAAAGAUGUGCUUAAAUGAAGGGUUGAAUGACUAAAGGCUCAAAGCAAGAGACGAAAGAUUAAAUGGCGCAUUAUGUGUGACUGUUCUUGACAUUCUUGACACGGAACGAACACUUUGUACUAAAACCAAAAGAGUGUCUUGAUUCACUGAGUACUUACCAUAUACUGUGCUAUGACUGGACCUGAGCAAGCUUUUUUGAACCAUUGUAACCGAUCUGCUCAGCUCCUGGCUUUGCUCGUGGUGCCCUCAUGCUCGCACAGUAAUCCCUUCGCGGUGUCCAGGGGACAACGUUCGUUGUGCAUUUUAGGCCCGGUGCUGACCACAGUGCGUCGUUUGCAUGAACAUUGUUCGUCUCCAACAGCGACUCGCAGCCCUGCUGAGGAUACGCAGGCAGGUUUCAGAUGUGCCGACUUGUCAGUGUGUUGGUUUAUAAUGGAAAAUAUGUUGGUACUUCUCUCUUGUUUCAUCAACGUUGCCUGAAUAAUGUUUUUUUUUGUUGUUGUUUUUUUACCUCGGUUUGAUCUUCCACAUAGACUUUGUUUUACACUGACAAAUGCUAAAUAGCCAACUUAGUAUGUAGGAUCUUAAUUUUAUGCACCACAAGGGAAGAGGUUUGCAUCACACUUGUUGAAGGCCCUUUGGUCUGAUGGGUGAGAAGUCUCAAAGCAAAAAGUCUGUCUUGAGUGAUCUAGUGAUUCCUAAAAGCCUUGAACAGAAGCCUUUUAGGUAUUUUGAUGCCAAAACCACGUCACUGGGUUUCCACACAUACUAGAAAAGUACAAAGGCACAAAUAUUGUAUGGAAAGAUGGAUUUUUUUUCCCCGACUUCAUUUUUGCUUCUAAUCUACAAAUAUAAUGUCUUAGUUGCUACCAUUCUUUUUUUUCUUUGUGUCCUUUCCUGUAUUCUUCCUGGUCUUCCCUUUCUUACUUCCUUCUGUUCUUGUAUACAUCCUUGUGUCCUUUUUUCAAAACCUCUGUCCUUCCUAGUUGUCCUACUUCCUUUCAUCUGUCCUCCUUUCCACUCAGAUGUCCUGCUUCCUUUCUUGAAUUCUUCUAGCUUUGCACCCUGGUGUCUUACCUCCAUUCCCUUGUUUUCUACCUUCCCUCCGUUGCUGUGUCCUUUCUUUCUGUCUUUUUGAUCCUCCCAGUUUCUUGUUUUGUUUCGCCCAGAUUACAUGUUGAAAGUCUCUCCACUACCGGGCCACUUGACAGCUAUUUGUGGUGACCUUUAGCAUUUCAUUUUAAGGUGUCUGGGAAAUGGAAUUUUUACACGAGAAAUGUGUGCAAACCCUGACAUCCCCUAACCUGACCCUAGCCAGAUGUAUUUCGCUCCGCCUAGCUCCAUUCAUCCAUCUGGGACAGAUCCAUA
Messenger RNA from Fundulus heteroclitus (mummichog), 2937 nucleotides. It is a transcript of the gene slc25a1a, whose product is annotated as solute carrier family 25 member 1a. Gene Ontology annotation, biological process: mitochondrial citrate transmembrane transport. The transcript has 9 exons. Lineage: Eukaryota; Metazoa; Chordata; Actinopteri; Cyprinodontiformes; Fundulidae. The record is from RefSeq and is a predicted model, not a curated record. Bases 227 to 1327 code for a protein of 366 amino acids.